This is a messenger RNA of Trachymyrmex septentrionalis, 351 nucleotides long. Its product is annotated as putative glycine-rich cell wall structural protein 1. The transcript is spliced from 2 exons. The record is from RefSeq and is a predicted model, not a curated record. Bases 1 to 351 code for a protein of 116 amino acids. Lineage: Eukaryota; Metazoa; Arthropoda; Insecta; Hymenoptera; Formicidae.
AUGCCGAGCGAAGCUCUGCAAAAGCAGUCUGCACACGCGGCCGCGCUGUGUUGUAUCAUCCCCACUUCUCUUCUUCGAGCGUACGAUUGCGGCGAUGACGAUAGUGGCGAUGGUGGUGGUGGCGGUGGCGACGGUAGUGGUAGCGGUGAUGGUGACGGUGGCGGUAGUGACGGUGGUAGUGGUGGUGGUGACGGUGGUGACGGUGGUGCCGGCGGCGGCGGCGGCGGCGGCAGCGGCGAUGGCGGCAAUGGCUGUGGCGGAGGUGGUGGCGGCGGCGGUGGCGGCGGUGGCUGCGAUUUGGCUGAACUCAACACGACUACCGAUAAAGCAGUACCAUCCUUAGGACACUAG